CUGUCCGAAUUAUUUGGCUGCGGCUUGGAAUUAUACACAACCGUGCAGACAUGGCUGCAAACACAGUCAUACUUGUGCCUAAUCUCAAGCCGCAGCCAAUUCGUUUGGACGCGACUUACUUCAACUGGAGUGUAUAAAAAAACUUUAAAAAGACAUUCGCCCAGAGUGGUAACUAGAGUCGAAGAGAACGCACCUGAGAUUUUUGGCAGUAAUCAGAAGCGUGCAUACUGCAAAAUUGAUUCACUGUGUUCAUUUAUUGGAGCUUACUGUAUACGUCUUUUGACUAAGUUGACUUGAAAAGAUUAUCGAAACUCAGUGCCGCAACACGACACGUCACUGCGAGAGCUUCACACUCACAGUUAAAAUCAAGUUAUCUCGCUGAACGUGGGUUCCGUUGAAGGCUUUACUGCUUCCAACACCUACAACAGUGCGCACACUAUUCGGUAGCAUAAACCCAUGCUCAGUGACAGAAGGCAGACAGUACUUCUUCGAUGAGAAUUGUUUUCUUCCCGUACGUUGGACAACAAGAAUCGUUUUCUUGAUGGCCAGUGGAAUCAGUAUCACACGCUGGACCGGACCAGAUUUCCUCAGACCUUCGGCCGCUUUCGUUGUUUUACUCCUAGCUGGAAUUCGGACGACAGUACUUGUCUCAGGCGCUAGCAUCCCGGCGAUCGUGCCGCUGCAGGCGAAACACCAUCACCUCAUUUCGAAACUGUCACAAUAUGAACUGGUCAGACCGUAUAGAUCCACACCUGACGGCAACUUUCUGAGCCACGAUCUCUCUACGGCCAAGGAGGAAGAGCGGAAUGUCUACGAGCGCGCCAAAAGAGACACGCUCGAGAAUCAUCGAUACGGUGGUCGCGCCGCGCGCAACGCCCGCAGUACAUCGCAUUCACACCGAAUAACCGGUGAUGACCUCCACGAUGACCUCAGGCAGAAUCACCACUUCCGGGUCGACGCGUUCGGCGAGCGGUUGACGCUGAACGUCACGCGAAACCGUUUCCUGAUUUCACCCAAAAUGAGAGUUGAGCGGUAUAACGAGGACGGCACGAAAGACGUCUACCGACCCAACGUACUAUGCUAUUACAUCGGCGGUGUGAAUAACGAUCCACGGUCUACCGUUGCUAUUAGCAACUGUGACGGAUUGAGUGGUUUCAUUCGAACAGGGAGCGAGGAGUAUGUUAUUGAGCCCUUGGAAUCAGUUGUAGGCAGAUCACAGGUCAACAUAUCACAAGGUCAUCUACACAUCAUGUACAAACCCAAAGACUUCAAGAUGGAUGCUACCGAGCUUCAGACACCCUUGACAAUGGACCUUCACGACGACACACCGGAUGCAGAGGAGAAUUUCUCCGCGAGAUGGCAAGAGACACAGCACACGGAGAAUCCUUCUCGCGAGAGGAGGCGGGCUGGAGAUCCGGAUCAGAAACACUUUGUGGAAACACUCCUUGCAGCCGACUACUCCAUGGACAAUUUCCACAGAGAUGGACUGCCCAAUUACCUCCUGACCAUGCUGAAUAUCGUGAAUGUUGCUUAUCACCACGAAAGCAUGCCAUUUGAUAUUCAGUUUUCAGCAUCGCGAAUCAUCAUUCUUAGCCGAUCUAAUCGCUUGGUCGUGGAGAAUCAAGCCCAGUCGAGUUUGUCUAAUGUGUGUCGAUGGGCAGCUAUGCAGACAGUCCGUGAUGACACACAACCGAAUCACCACGAUUUGGCAGCGUUUGUCACCAGGCUUGACUUCGGGCCAGCAGGCUAUGCCCCAGUGACCGGUAUGUGUGCAAUGACCAGGAGUUGUGCCUUGAGCAGGGAUGAAGGCCUGUUGUCUUCAUUUGUUGUGGCCCACGAGGCGGGACAUGUGUUUGGUAUGGAGCAUGACGGCAGCGGCAACAGGUGCAGUACCGAGCCAUAUCACGGCUCCAUCAUGGCGCCAGUUGUUAUUUCCACCUACACCGACCAUUUCUGGUCAGAUUGCAGUAUCCAGGAACUCCUUCGUUACAUCGGGAACUAUGAAUGUCUCGAGGAUGACCCAUUUGAUAAUGGCAUUGCGGAGUUUGAAGGAUACCCUGGUGAAUGGUACGACAUGGACCAACAGUGUAAAUUUGACUUUGGGAACGACUUUGAGCUGUGCGGAAGCCCGGACGAUAAUCAAGCUUGCUAUCAGCUGUGGUGUAUUGAUCCAUAUGACCCGCAGUACUGCCGAACAAAGAAAGGGCCACCAUUGGAUGGAUCGCCGUGUGGGCUGGACAAACAUUGUAUCCAGGGAAACUGCAUCUACAAGGACAUCGGGAGACAGAACGGUGAGUGGAGUAAAUUCUCCCCCUGGAGCGACUGUACGUAUCCGUGUGGUGUUGGUGUUCAGGUCAGAACAAGGACAUGCGAUAACCCACCACCAACCAAUGGCGGCAAAGAUUGCAAGGGGGAAGCUUACGAGUAUCGUCUCUGUAACAAAAAGCCCUGUGUCGGAGAAUGGGAAGACCGACGGGCUAAACAGUGUGAAGACAAUCUGGGAAGCUUUAUUCUGAGAGGACGACAGCACAGGUGGCUUCCGCACGAAAACCGAAAUCAAACACUGCAAUGCAGACUCACCUGUAUCUCAGAGAGCACGCAAGAGGCCGUCAUCGCGGAUUAUGAUGUGACGGACGGCACGCCCUGUUCCUAUGACGAUCCCCACAGUAUAUGUGUACAGGGCAAGUGUUUGAAACUCGGCUGCGACAAGCAAGUUGAUUCUACCAAAGUGGAGGACAGAUGCGGAGUCUGUGACGGAGAUAACACACAGUGCACCUUCAUUGAGAGGCAUUUUUCUCAAGCUCCAAAAAAAAAAUAUCAAGUCAUACACACCUUACCUAUUGGCGCCCGCUACAUUGAUGUCCGUGAGAACUCGCAAACAAAUAGUUUUCUUGCCUUGCGGCGUCCAGCUGGGAAGGUAUACAUCCUGAACUCCCGUGGCACCCAAUCUGGCCCGCACUCCUUCAUCGGGGCUGGAGCUCGUUUUGUUUACUCUCCUGAUACGGAACGACUGUUCUCUGUGGGUCCCCUUCGAGAAGAACUGGAUUUGCUGGUUUUCUGGAAGAGAAACAGCAAGCCCAUUGACAUCACCUACAGCUACUAUCUCAAUCAAGAGGAAGGGCUCACACCCCAGACCGAUCCCCCGCCGACCUCCGAGCAGCCCGAGGUGGUCCCCACUGUGGGCGAGGAAGAGCCCGAGUAUGUGUGGGAGGAUGAAGGCUGGACGGAUUGCACCAGGACGUGCGGUGGAGGAUUCUCUUUCCACCAGUUCAGGUGCUACCGCACCAACGAUAACGUCAGGGUUAAGAAGACAUUCUGCGGUCAAGGGGAUUACAAUCCCAAGGACACUAAACGUUUGUGCAACGAGCAAGCCUGUGGAAGCACGUUGACCACUACUCAAGCAGCGCCUCCUACCACCGCACCGUCCACUCAGCCUCCAACCACAACAGUUGCAACGACACAGAGACAAACUACCAAACCACCCACAACGACACAUCGUACCACAACUACCCCACAGACAACUCAGCCACCAACAACUACACAACCUCCCACGACUACGACCCAGGCGUCACCGACAACUUGGCCACCAACAACUACACAACCUCACACGACUACGACCCAGGCAUCACCGUCAACUCAGCCACCAACAACUACGCAACCUUCCACAACUACGACCCAGGUGUGGACUACCACGAGUAGACCGACGACGCAGCUACCCACUACAACCACAACAACAACACCAACCCUGACCACCACGAUUAUGACCGAAGCCCCUGAGCCCACAACCAAAAAGAAACCGAAAAAGGGGAAAAAGAAGGCGGUAUUCAAGUGGAAGGCCCACCCGUGGCGACCUUGCUCCCACACCUGCGGGACCCAGGGCACCCAGAUCCGUACGGUCACCUGCUCCAAGAAGUUAGGCAAGAAGAUCUCCACUGCGCUGGAGAUCAAAUGCACAGAGGAAAAACCUGCUACAACCCAACCCUGCAAUCGCGAACCGUGCCCUGCGCAAUGGAGUGUGGGCGAAUGGUCAAGUUGCACGGUGACUUGCGGAGAUGGUGUCAAGAACCGAGAGGUGACGUGCGACGCUGGCGAGUUCCAGUGUCCUGAUGAGGAACCGGCUUCCACCACUACGUGCAACUUAGGGGAAUGUCCUCAAGAAGGGCCAACUUUCAGGUGGAAGGCCCACCCGUGGCGGCCUUGCUCCCACACCUGCGGGACCCAGGGCACCCAGAUCCGUACAGUCACCUGCUCCAAGAGGCUCGGCCAGAAGAUCUCCACCGCCCUGGAGAGCAAAUGCACUGAGGAGAAACCCGCUACAACCCAACCCUGCAAUCGUGAAUCAUGCCCUGUGCAAUGGAGUGUGGGCGAAUGGUCAAGUUGCACAGUGACUUGCGGAGAUGGUGUCAAGACUCGAGAGGUGAUUUGUGGGGCACCGGAGAGUGAUCCUGGCGAGUUCCAGUGUCCUGAUGAGGAACCGGCUACUACUGCUACCUGCAACUUAGGGGAAUGCCCUCGAGAAAGGCCAACUUUCAGGUGGAAGGCCCACCCGUGGCGGCCUUGCUCACACACCUGCGGGACCCAGGGCACCCAGACACGCACGGUCACCUGUUCUAAAAGGCUCGGCCGGAAGAUCUCCACCGCCCUGGAGAGCAAAUGCACCGAGGAGAAACCCGCUACAACCCAACCCUGCAAUCGUGAAUCGUGCCCUGCACACUGGAGUGUGGGUGAUUGGUCUAGUUGCACAGUGACCUGUGGAGAUGGUUUCAAGAGUCGAGAGGUGAUGUGCGGCGCGCCACAGAGCGACCCUGGCCAGUUCCAGUGUCCUGACGAGGAACCGGCAACUACCGCAACCUGCAACUUAGGGGAAUGUCCAGAAGAGACCGGCUGUGUACCCAUGCAAAGCAUCAUCUGCCAGCGAGAUCAGUUCCGUAGCUACUGUAUGAUGCCCAACUACGAAGACAUCUGCUGCACCACUUGCGAGGAGCAGGAAAACCUUCUUGACGAGGAGAACAGUAAGAAGAAGAAGAAAAAGAAGAGGAAGAAGAAAGGGCGUGGCCGUUCGGGGAGGGAGGAGUAGCCACACCUAGGUGCCUUUACCGAAACUGACCGAGUGCUCUGCACUGCGCCCAUUCCGUGCGCUGCCCUAGACCAUUUCAAUCUGUGCAGAACAGAGAAAUCCUUGACAAAUUAGCUCGUUCACGGCCUGAACAGAAAUGAAUAUUUCUGAUCUGCAAAGGCGCUAGGUAACCUCGGAGCCUCAAAGAACCAUGGCCGGUUACCCAACUGAUAUACUACGGAGUGAGGUAAUACUCCCCAACUAAAUGGUAGCAUUCAAGGAAAUGCAUAUAUUAAAUUCACCAAAACUACCUCAACAAAUAUAUCGAUCAGUAUUGAUUCUUUUGUAUUCAUAUUUAUUGAUUGCAUCGACUGCUGGCAUAGCUCAUCUGCUACAUUUGAGUGCACACUCCUAAACUCUCUCCAAUGUCCUUGAAAACACUGGCUUGAUCGGUGAGCAUGCGAACUGGUCGCGGAAGAACGAUCGUCAGUUUCGGAAAGGUGGCUUCACCCUGAAAGGGCUGUUUUUUUGUUUUUUUCCUAUUCCCAUCCCCCACCAAGAUCUUGGUUGUCACAUGACAAAUCUUUUUGAACCAUAGCGUGCAUGUAGAGGCACCCGUUGUAAGUACAUCUGUGAAUUUUCAAUUCAAUCCGAUUAAGGGUCGAGUUGUUCUCAACACUUUCCAGUUUACACUCUAACACAAGUAGGCCCGAGCGGUGGAUUUGUCAAUGGGAAGAGUGACUAAUGCUGGCCUUGGGAGAAAAUGGUUGUUUCACCAGAAUAGUGACGGGUCAAAUUUUUGGUCAUUCACACCAUGGAGAAAGGACACAGAAGGAGUUUGAACUGCCCGGGCUAUAACAUCUGGCCAAUUACCGUUCUCUGGCAUGCCCGGUAUGUCCAUAGCCAAAGCGUAGUGAAUGCUUGCUAAGCACCACCUGUUUCACAACCAUAAGCCCCCUUUGUACCCCAUGAUCGUCGCCACAAUUUUUCGGAGAUAAUGUGCAUCCUUAAAACAUUGUGUACUGCAGUAUAGGAAGUUGAAUAUUCAUGCCAUCGUUGGUGCUUGGUAUGAUCUGACAUCAAAUUUAAUGCUUGCGCAGUUGCUUGUAUUAGGCUGUGUGCCCUAAGUGUUCAUGUGCAGUCGUUGCCCUGAUCGAACACUUUCUUCUGAACUUAUUUUGGGAAUAAACAGCCAAGUUGUUUAUAAGAUAUUGUGUUUUAUCAUUUUUAUUACAGCAUUUAUACAA
This is a messenger RNA of Acanthaster planci (crown-of-thorns starfish), 6303 nucleotides long. Its product is annotated as A disintegrin and metalloproteinase with thrombospondin motifs 3-like. Gene Ontology annotation, cellular component: extracellular matrix. Gene Ontology annotation, molecular function: metalloendopeptidase activity. The record is from RefSeq and is a predicted model, not a curated record. Lineage: Eukaryota; Metazoa; Echinodermata; Asteroidea; Valvatida; Acanthasteridae. Gene Ontology annotation, biological process: extracellular matrix organization; proteolysis.